AUGACCGCCCACAUCAACUCUUGCACACAACCUUUUGGAUUAACUGGAUGCUCUGAUACAGAGAAGGAGCAAAUUUAUGGAACAGAUGGAGAGGUUGCUUUCCAUUCAGACUUCAUUAGGAAAAAGGGAUUGUUGACACUGCCUGACUUUGCAGAUUUUGUCAACCCCAGCAGCUAUGAUGGAGUUUAUGAACUGAGUGUUAGUAAUCUAGUAAUCUGCAGAAAUUUCUUAGACAGACAAAUAAAAGCUUACAAUGGCUCUGAUGAAACAACAGAACCCCCUCACAUUUCCAUCUACUCCAAAGAUGAUGUGAAGGUGGGUGUCGAGAAUGACCUUAUCUGUCACGUGACCGGAUUCUUCCCACCACCUGUGAUCAUCUCAUGGACUAAGAACAGUGUAAAUGUGACAGAGUUUAUGAAUGGCCAGUAUCGGCCAAAUCAUGACAGCACAUUUAACAUCUUCUCCCAUCUGAAGAUAACCCCUAAAGAGGGAGACAUUUACAGUUGCACUGUAAGACAUAAAGCUAUUCUGGGCCAAACUCAGACCAAAACAUGGGGUGAGUCAUUGUUUUCAUGUGAGUUCCAUGGUGUAAUCAUAUUCCACUCAAGGGAAGUUGCGGUUUACAAAGCAUAACCCAUGAAACAAACCCAAAUAAGCAAAAGAUUUAAAUGAGCAGGAU
Messenger RNA from Labeo rohita (rohu), 679 nucleotides. Its product is annotated as RLA class II histocompatibility antigen, DP alpha-1 chain-like. The transcript is spliced from 3 exons. Bases 1 to 633 code for a protein of 210 amino acids. Gene Ontology annotation, biological process: immunoglobulin production involved in immunoglobulin-mediated immune response; antigen processing and presentation of exogenous peptide antigen via MHC class II; positive regulation of T cell activation. The record is from RefSeq and is a predicted model, not a curated record. Gene Ontology annotation, molecular function: MHC class II protein complex binding. Gene Ontology annotation, cellular component: membrane; MHC class II protein complex. Lineage: Eukaryota; Metazoa; Chordata; Actinopteri; Cypriniformes; Cyprinidae.